AUGACAUCAAUAAUUACGAUUCUGACAAUAACAUUGAUUGAAUGUGUGUUUGGAGUAAUUUAUGUUGAUCUAAAGAAUUUUAUUAUAUCUAAUGGAGUGAAUGUAUUUCAUGGUAGAUUCAAUAUAAACUCCAGAUAUUUUAUGUUUGUUGGUGAUUCAGAACCCAUUAGUGAAUUAAGAUACGGAAAUGAAGUGAUAUUUCCAAAGGAGAAUGGUUCACAGGAAUACAAUUUACUUGUUGAAUUAUUUAUAAUAAAUAAGGUUAUUCUGGUAUCAUUUUAUGUCCACACAUUUAAUGAUGGAUUAUUGAAAUCAGUCAAUCGACAUACCAUUAGCAUAUCAUCUGACAAAUACAGUCACAUAAGUAAUGAAGAAUUUAUGUCAAAAAUAAAUGGACCAGUUCUAGUUUCAAUUGAUAUUGGACCGAAACCAAAACAUCCAUUUAUAAAAAGAUCCAUUUCUGAUGAUGUUAAUUUUAAAAUGCGUAGAUAUAAACUUGAAAAUAAUUAUAAAGGUUUUAUGCUUGAUGGCAAAUCAGGUCCACUAUAUAGAUUUGGAUAUGUAUAUGAUUCGAAUCGUCCUGCAGUUGUAGGUUAUACAAAACGUCCAUAUUUAACUGAUGAAUGUGUUUAUAUUGCAAUUUAUAAAUCACACCCUGAUUAUAACGAUUUGUUUCAAUAUAUGAUUGAACCUUUUAUGAUUGAACUGUAUGAUCAUAAUGUACAUAAAUAUGAUAUGAGGCCUAUAUUAGGUGACGAAUAUUGGUUUUUAACAGAAUAUAGUGAUGAUAUGAUAUCAAAUCAAAUAAAUAUGAAUUCAAUAAAUUUAUAUCGACAUUAUAGAUAUCAAAAAACAAUACCAAUAAUUACAUUAGACAUAUCAGAACUUGUUAGUCCUGAAAUAUUUGGUAUUGAAAAAGUUGCAGGUUCAAUUGCUAAUUGGAAAUAUACACUGUACAAAUUGAUGGAUAAUUUUGAAAAUAAUCUAGCUGUUAAAACAGUUAUAGAUUCAAAAAUUGAGUAUAGAAGUAUAUUAAUUAACAAAAGGGAUUAUUACAAACUAAAUAUUGAAGUGUACAGAAAUGAGGAGGAAACAUAUGUGAUUCAGCAAAGAUCAUAUGAAAAAAGAAAUUCAACGAUAAAUAUAUAUGAUAUUCAUAAGCUAAAAUUAGAAAUGAAAAAAUACAAUCAACUUAAAGAUAAAGAGGGAACAAAAAUAAUUCAAAUGUUUGAAAAAUCAUAUCCGAUAAAACUAGAUAUUACUAUUGAUGAAGAACAACCAUCAUUAUUUGAGAAAAAGGAAAUAUCAGAUGGUGAAAUGACAAUUCAUCAUUUCUCAAUAAAGGAAACUAAUGAUUUCGGAGAAUCCAUAUUGAACAAAUAUGUGUUUGGGGCUGUUUAUGCAACAGGAAGUUUUCAACCAGGUAACAUACCAUUGGAACCAUUUAGAAAAAACAAGGUGAUGAUUAAUCCAAACAUAAAUACAAACAAAUUUAUUGUAAGGAACAAAUCAACAUUUGAUGAUCUGAACACACCACAAUAUCAGUUAUUCCGACUAAGAACAUUAUCAUAA
This is a messenger RNA of Theileria annulata, 1572 nucleotides long. RefSeq lists its product as uncharacterized. The record is from RefSeq and is a predicted model, not a curated record. Lineage: Eukaryota; Apicomplexa; Aconoidasida; Piroplasmida; Theileriidae. Bases 1 to 1572 code for a protein of 523 amino acids. The transcript has a single exon.